Molecule: messenger RNA, 5433 nt
Organism: Amoebophrya sp. A120
Lineage: Eukaryota; Dinophyceae; Syndiniales; Amoebophryaceae
Source: the annotation of a GenBank genome assembly
CAAGAUUCCACAUUCACAAGAUACUAGUUGGUUCUUGUGAAAGUAGGUGUAGCGACCAAGAAAAUUAAAUCUUCCCUGUGUAGAAGUCGUAUCAAAUUAAAGCAAGAAAAUGUUUCAAAACGCAGUCAGGCGGCAGUUCCGCUUUUCGCGGGUUUUGAACCGACACAGCCCGAUUCCGAUCCCGGUACAGGCACGACAGAUUGCGACCUUUCGAAAGGAGUAUGAGGCACACGUAGCGGAGCGCGCUGCCGAGGGCGUUCCACCAACGCCACUCACAGCCACGCAAACAAAGCGAGUCUGCGAGCUGUUGACCGAGAAGACCGGCGAGGAUGGUAAGUACGAUGCGAUCGGUUUGAACGAUGAUCGUGUAGAUUAUCACAACUACAUUUAGGCAGGACAGAUACUUAGAUUUGGAGUUGAUCUACUUCUCGUCAUUUUUAUGUGCGCUUUGUAUACUGAAACUGAUACUGAAACUGAUGAGCAUACUUCUGUAAAAAUGACAAAAAAACUACAGCCGCCUGGUUGAAGGAGCUUUUGACAACCCGCGUCCCGGCCGGCGUGGAUGACGCCGCCAAGGAGAAGGCGUUCUUCCUGGACCAGGUGUCGAAGGGCAAGGCCAGCUGCAGCGUGAUUUCCAAGGCGGAGGCCACGGAGUAUUUGGGCACCAUGCUCGGGGGGUUCAACGUGCAGUGCCUGAUUGACGCGUUGGACGACGCGGAGCUCGCGCCGAUCGCGCAGAAGGCGCUGUCCCACACCCUGUUGGUCUUUGACGCCUUCCACGACGUGGAGGAGAAGGCGAAAAACGGGAACACGUAUGCAUUGCAAGUAUCAUGUCCGGGUCUCGAACAAUAAACCUGUGAUGCUGAGUUGCGCAUGAUUGCAACGCUUGCAAUGGCAUCAAGCUGGCAUGGCAAGUUUUUGGAACGCAGCUCUAAAAUGCCUAGCGCGCAUUACAAAUUACGUUUUUGCAUGCAAAACGAAGUGCAGCUCUUUUGUUGCUCAUGCAACUACACAGAUUUUGCAGGAAUGCCCGACACGCAUUACAAGUUCCACUCACUUUCCGGACCCAGACAUGUUUGCAAUGCAUAACACGUUCGCGCAGGCCAUCAUGGAGUCCUGGGCCGAAGCGGAGUGGUUCCACGCCAAGCCCCCGGUGCCGGAGAAGAUCACGUAUUACCGUGAAAAAUGCCCCCACCCCCAAAGUUACCAUAAUUUGUGAUGCAAAGUUUAAGUUUCCAAAUGAAAACUUUUUGUCAUGCAUGAAAGGAAAAAUAUGAAUCUUUGUGAUACCGAGUCUAGGCGUAUGUAGCAUUGCUUGCAUGACAAGCGCCGCUCUUGCUGGGAUCUGUUGCAAUACAAAUCUUCCUCUUCGCUAUUCACGAUUGGAGAUCUGUUUCUGUUCUUGGAAAUGUUUGCAAUACAAAUGCUCCCAAGUUCGGGGGUGGGGGCGUUUUUCAUUGUGAUAUCACGGUCACCGUGUUCAAGGUGACCGGCGAAAUAUGAAUUGCAAAAGCAUCGCACUCGUGUAAAUGCAUUACAAAUUUCCUCAGCAUGAGAAAUAAAAUUUGUAAUGCAGAUUUGCCUUGGGAACAAGAUUUGUAAUGCAAGAUUUGCAUUUUUUAUACGAGUACGAUACUUUUGCACAGGAUACGAAACCAACACGGACGACUUGUCCCCCGCCCCGGACGCGUGGUCCCGGCCGGACAUCUAUCCUGUGCAAAAGUAUCGUAUUCGUAUUGCAAUCAUGCAUUACAAAUCUUUCUCUUAAGGUAAAUCAGCAUUACAAAUGUUGUCUCUCAUGCUGAGGAAAUUUGUAAUGCAUUUAUACGAGAACGAGUACGAUACUUUUGCACAGCAUAACGUCCCGCUGCACGCCAACGCCAUGUUGAAGAACGAGCGGGACGGCAUCCACAACGCAAAACAGCAAAUCGCCGAACUCGCCGAGAAGGGACACCAAAUCGGUAUUUAUUACCAAAAAUGCCACUGCGUGCUGGUCAUUCUUGUGUAUGAAAAAAAUGUCUAAAGGUAAAGACGAUGAAGAUGUUUGCAAUAUUGAAUGCCCACUUCUUCCUCGAAUCUUGAUAAAUUCGACUUUUCGUGUGAGCUGCUUCACCUCCUGCGAGGUUUUUCUACCUCUUCAUCUCGGAGAUGAUAUCAUGAAAGAAAUAAAUCCAACCCAAAUCUACAGCGUAUGUCGGCGACGUUGUCGGCACGGGUAGUUCGCGAAAAUCCGCGACCAACUCCGUGAUGUGGUUUAUGGGGGAUGAAAUCCCCUUCAUUCCCAACAAGAAGCAGGGCGGCGUGUGCAUCGGUGGCGUGAUCGCCCCCAUCUUUUUCAACACCAUGGAAGACUCCGGCUGCUUGCCCAUCGAAAUGGACGUGCAGAACAUGGCCAUGGGAGACGUGAUCGACAUCUUCCCCUAUCAGGGCAAAGUCUGCAAGCACGGCACCGACGAUGUCAUCACCAACUUCGAGCUCAAGACCGAGGUCUUGCUGGACGAAGUGCAGGCUGGAGGUACUUCUAUGGCAACACUUUAUAAAAAAGCUGGCUACUUUUUGUUACCUUCAUCGUUCGUUGUAGAAGCAGCUGUCAACCCAAAAAUGAUGACCGGAUUGAUUUCAAAAUUCGAUGGCGAGAUGUAGUCACGUCGGAUUACUUCACGUAUUUAUGCUAAUGCUAAUCCAAAGCUGGAUUGAAAAAAAUAAAAAAAUUCUAGGCCGCAUUCCGUUGAUUAUCGGUCGUGGGUUGACCCGGCGUGUUAUCAAAUGCAAAAAUGUCUGGGUCUGGAAGAUUGGAACUUGUGCUGCAUGUUGCGCAUCAUACCAAAAAUCUGUGUUGCGUUACUUGCAAAAGGUGCCCAUUUCUUGCUAUGCUGAGGGGGUAUUUCUCAUGCAGAACAGGCAUCACAGAGGGGCUGCAGGUCCUGUGAUGCUAGGUCCUGCAUUCCAGACUUAGUGGAGCUUAGAGAAACUGCAUGAGAAAUCUCGGAAUCUUCCAGACCCAGACAUUUUUGCACUUGAUACGUGCGCGUGAGUCUUUGGGCAAGCCCCCGAGCGAGGUGUUCCGCCUGCCCGCGGGCGCCGGCCAGACCGCGGACGGCUACACGCUGGCGCAGAAGAUUGUGGGCCGGGCUUGCGGGGAGGACGGCAUCCUGCCGGGAACCUACUGCGAACCUGCCAUGGGCACGGUCGGGAGUCAGGACACCACGGGACCGAUGACCCGCGACGAGCUGAAGGACCUGGCGUGCCUGGGCUUCUCCGCAGACUUGGUCAUGCAGUCCUUCUGCCACACGGCGGCCUACCCAAAGCCCGUCGAUGUCAUCACCCACAACACCCUGCCGGACUUCAUGCACGGUAUAUGAAAAUUUGUGGUUUAUUAGUCAGAAUUAAAUUUGUGGUUGAGUCAGAGUUUUUGCCUUUGAACAUAGGACUAAGAAUGUGACGUGCUGGUUGCCCUUCGCCAAAGCGUCGGCGCCGGCAUUCUCUGCUAAGUAUCGCAUCAAAGUUGUUGAAGAAAAUCAUCAUGAAACUCAAAAGCUGCAAAUAAUACUGAACAGACCGUGGUGGCGUUGCUUUGCGUCCUGGUGACGGCAUUAUCCACUCCUGGUUGAACCGCAUGCUGCUCCCCGACCAAGUGGGUACCGGCGGCGACAGUCACACGCGGUUCCCGCUGGGUAUUUCCUUUCCGGCCGGGUCCGGUCUGGUCGCGUUCGCGGCCGCCACCGGCGUGAUGCCCCUGGACAUGCCGGAGUCCGUGUUGGUCCGGUUCCACGGCAAGAUGCAGCCGGGCAUCACGCUCCGCGACUUGGUGCACGCCAUCCCCUACUACGCCAUCCAGCAGGGGCUCCUCACCGUGGAGAAGAAGGGCAAGAAGAACGUGUUCAGCGGCAAGGUGCUGGAGAUCGAGGGCCUCCCGGAACUCACGGUCGAACAGGCGUUCGAGUUGUCCGACGCCUCCGCCGAGCGGUCCGCUGCCGGGUGCAGUAUCGACCUGAACCGCGACUCGGUCGAGGAGUACUUGUCUUCGAACAUCACCAUGCUGAAGUGGAUGAUCUCGGAGGGCUACAACGACGAGCGCACCCUGCGCCGGCGGAUCGGCAAGAUGGAGGAGUUCCUGAAGGAGGGCACGCCGCUGCUGAAGGCCGACAAAGGCGCCAAGUACCACACCGUCAUCGAGAUCGACCUCGCAGACGUGAAGGAGCCCGUGCUGUGCUGCCCCAACGAUCCGGAUGACGCAAAAUUGCUGUCCGACGUCGCGGGGACGAAAAUUGACGAGGUCUUUAUCGGGUCCUGCAUGACCAACAUCGGCCACUUCCGCGCCGCCGCGGAGGUGCUCAAGACGAUGCCAGGUAAUUGAACUUUACUUCAAUAUUGACCACGGCACGAGUUUGCAUUGUGAUGUAGUAGCGAUAAUAGCAACACCAGCAACUUGUUAAUAUAGCGGUACUUGUUUGUGUUUUCGUUUUCGCGACAACACAAGGAGUGAAGAUGUUUUGCUUUGUACAGAAGCAACUUCUUUCAACCAUAAGCACAACCACUCCACAGCUGGUAGCGCCGUGCCGACUAGGUUGUGGAUCGCUCCUCCCACCAAGAUGGACGAGGCCCAGCUGAUUCAGGAGGGACACUACUCGACCUUCGGCACCGCGGGGGCGCGGCUGGAGAUGCCGGGGUGCAGUUUGUGCAUGGGGAACCAGGCGCGAAUCGCCGAGAAGUCCACCGCCGUUUCCAUAUCAAAUGCAAAAGUGUCUGGGUCUGGAAGGUUGGAGCGUGUGAUGCGCAUUUCGAAACACAGAAAAAUCUCUCACGCAUCGGCAGCAAAAGUUGCCCACUUUCUGUCACCAAAUAAAUGGGGGACUUGUCAUGCGGAUUCAGCAUUGUGGAAGCUUCUCGAGACCUGUGAUGCUAGAGCUUCCACCAGACCUUCUGCGUCAUGCAAAAACAGCAUGACCUUCCAGACCCAGACACUUUUGCUUUUGAUAUUCCACCUCCACACGCAACUUCCCCAACCGAUUAGGCAAGGGCACCAACGUCUUCCUCAGUUCCGCAGAGGUAAGUUGACCUUUAAGUAUGAAGAACUUGUUUGGCGUUUGCGCAUGCGCUCAGCGCUCUGCCUCUCAAUUAUAUUACUCUGAUAUACUUAUGAUUGUGUUUACCUUUACUCUACGUGUCCGAACGUGUACUAAUCUGCAUUUGCACGUGACCACAUGACCGUCGCGGCCAAAAAUGCGGCAACAUCGAAAGUUUCAUUUAUGUACCCAUCGAUCUCUCUAUCACUAUCAGGUCGCCGCGGUGAGUUCCAUCUUGGGUAAGUUGCCCACGCCCGCAGAGUACAUGGAGUAUGCCCAGAAGUUUGACACCAACAAAUCUUCCAUCUACCGCUACCUGAACUUCCACCAGAUGGAGAAUUUCCAGAAGGCGGCUGGCAGUGUGUAA